AUGGCGACGAUGGCAUGUUGUAGUAUAGGGCAGAGUGUGUACCCAAGGGUGAGUGGAGUUAAUUUCCUCGUUCCACUGUCUUCCCCUUCUCUCGUCCCAAAUCACCACAACAGCCAUUCCUUUUCAAGGCUUCGCAUUUCGAUUCAUCUCGCGGCGGCGGUGCCAUCGACGUUACCCAAAGCCUCGGUGAGGAACGACGGCCCUACCGACGACGGAGUCUCUCUAGGCACCAUGAAGCUGCCUUUGGACACUGACCUUCAGAGAUUCGAUUCCUUGCUCUUUCAGUGGGCAAACAGCCUUAGCCAGGGAGCCAAUCUUCCUCUUCCCGUGCCUCUCAAGGUGGACAAAAUAGCUGGUGGAGCUAGGUUGGGUUUUAUCACCAUUGGGGAUGGGAAAACUGAAGUUCUUGUGUAUAUCGAUUGCUUGGUUUCUCCAGCAACUGAAAAUUCUGCUCCCAUUUUUCGUGCCAUUAGAAAUGGUCCUUUGAAAGAUAAGGUACCACCCGGUGAGCCCAGAAUAAUGAGAAGCCUUCUUCAAGCUCUUCAGAAGUCUAACUCUAUUUUCUGGGGGCCCUGCAAAGGAAAAACCAAGCAAUUCACUUUUUUCAAAGCCACAGAUCUCUUGCAAUUGCAACCACGGAUAACUGUCUGCUCUUCUUCAAAGGAUGCAGGCUCUCCUGACAACACACCAAGCAACUUUUGCAUUAUUGAGGGGCCAGAGACGGUUGAGGAUUUUGUUCAGAUGCAGCUGCAGGAAAUUCAAGACAACAUAAAGAGCAGGCGCAAUAAAAUAUUUCUUCUUAUGGAAGAGGUAAGGAGAUUACGUGUGCAGCAGCGCAUAAGAAGAGUACAAAAAGUUGUCAAUGAAGAGGGAGAGGAGGAAGCAAAUGAGAUGCCGGAUAUUCCAUCAUCAAUUCCUUUUCUUCCUCAUGUGACGCCCAAGACUUUGAAGAAGCUCUAUCUGACUAGCAUAUCAUUCAUAUCUGCAAUAAUUGUAUUCGGUGGGCUUAUUGCACCAACGCUGGAGCUAAAAUUAGGUUUGGGUGGUACCUCAUACGAAGAUUUCAUAAGAAACAUGCAUUUGCCUAGGCAACUAAGUCAGGUCGAUCCAAUUGUGGCGUCCUUUUCAGGUGGGGCAGUUGGUGUUAUUUCAGUCCUGAUGUUGAUUGAGGCUAACAAUGUUGAGCAACAAGAGAACAAAAAGUGCAAUUACUGCCAUGGAACUGGAUACUUGGCCUGUGCUCGCUGUUCUGCAAGUGGUGUAAGCUUGAACAUUGAUCCUAUAUCAGUAUCUAGAGCUUCUGCCAGACCUCUGCAUGCUCCUACGACCAGAAGGUGUCCAAAUUGCUCUGGUGCAGGAAAGGUUAUGUGUCCCUCUUGCCUUUGCACUGGCAUGAUGAUGGCAAGUGAACACGACCUGCGUAUUGAUCCAUUUGACUAA
Molecule: messenger RNA, 1440 nt
Organism: Sphenostylis stenocarpa
Lineage: Eukaryota; Viridiplantae; Streptophyta; Magnoliopsida; Fabales; Fabaceae
Source: the annotation of a GenBank genome assembly